Molecule: messenger RNA, 698 nt
Organism: Marasmius oreades (fairy-ring Marasmius)
Lineage: Eukaryota; Fungi; Basidiomycota; Agaricomycetes; Agaricales; Marasmiaceae
Exons: 5
Coding region: 183-542 (119 amino acids)
Biological process (GO): nucleotide metabolic process
Molecular function (GO): catalytic activity
Source: RefSeq, a predicted model, not a curated record
CGUCACAAAGAUAAUCUGAUACGACCACCUACCCUCGAUUUCAGCAGUUACGAUGGCAGCCAAGUGUUUAUAACUUCUCAAUCAUCGUUCUAGAAACCAGUGUCUGAAGUUAGACUUUUUGCGUUUUCAGGCAUCUCGCAACGUGUUUGUUUUGUAGGAUUAUCAAAGGAGAAAUCCCGAGUAUGAAGCUCCUCGAGACUGAAUUCUCAUACUCAUUCCUCGAUAUCGGGCCCUUGUCAAACGGCCACUCUUUGGUUAUUCCGAAAUACCACGCACAAAAAGUCCACGAACUCCCAGACGAAUACCUCCGAGAUAUUCUUCCGAUUGCUAAGAAAAUUGCUAUUGCGCAGGGAGCAGAGAAUUAUAAUGUGUUGCAGAAUAAUGGGAAGCCGGCUCAUCAGCUCGUAGACCACGUCCACUUCCAUGUUAUUCCUAAACCCAAUGAAGAAGAAGGACUCGUUAUUGGAUGGCCUGCGAAGAGUCCAGCAAAGGAAGAGCUUCAGAAGGUGUAUGAUGAGAUGAAAAGGAAGUUGGGAUUGUAAGGGUCGGAAGUCUGUUCUCUGAUUUGCGAAAACGAAUGGGGAAAAGCUGGAUGCAUGAGGCGAUGGAUGGAAACUGGAAAGAACGUUGACGAUAAGGUUGAAUGGAAAUGUACGUACGUAUGUAUUAUCUAUCUUUUGUGCGAUCAGCGGCGGAGG